GAAACCAGAUAAUCUAUGGAAAAUAUAUCCUAUUACACAAUAUUCACUCUCUCGAAACCAAAAGCUUCAGCGUCUGUUAAACAUAUUUAUUUUGCUGUCUCGCUUAUUCUCUAUCUUUUGAUCAUUACAUUCAAUUUGACACUGAUAGUUAUCCUCCUAGAAAAAACUCUGCAUGAACCCGUGUAUAUCUUUCUGUGUAAUCUAUGUAUUAACGGACUGUAUGGAACAGCUGGAUUCUACCCUAAAUUCCUAUGUGAUUUAUUUUCUGAUUCUUUUGAGAUUUCAUACAGUUUAUGUACUUUGCAAGCUUUUGUGAUUUAUUCCUUCACUAUGUGUGAAUUUGCAACAUUAACGGUUAUGGCUUACGACAGAUAUAUUGCUAUAUGCAGGCCUUUAAACUAUCACUCGAUCAUGACAAAUACACUUAUUGUAAAAUUGCUGCUAUUUUCUUGGCUUUUCCCUGUUUUAUCUAUGGUUGGAGCACUAUUGAUGACAAAUAGUAUGCCAAUAUGUAGAUCCCACAUUGAUAAACUUUAUUGUGAUAACUGGUCUAUCGUGAAGCUGUCAUGUAAACCUACUAUCAAUAAUAAUAUUUAUGGAACCACAAUUAUCAUAAUGUAUUUUUUGAUGGUACUUUUCAUAAUUUUUUCCUACUUCAAGUUGAUUUCUAGUUGUAUGAAGAGCGCAGAGGGCAAAAACAAAUUUAUGCAAACCUGUGUGCCACAUUUGCUUUCCUUAGUUAAUUUCACAUUUGCUUUACUUUUUGAUACAAUGUACAGUCGAUAUGGAUCAAGAGAUUUCUCACAGGAUCUAUACAACUUCCUGACCUUAGAAUUUCUGGUAAUCCCACCUGUUCUCAAUCCUAUUAUUUAUGGAUUAAAACUGACGGAGGUUCGUAAAAGAGCCCUCAGAGUGUUUAUAAAUGUGAAAGUGAGACUUGCGUAAAUAAAAAGGAGUAACUCAUCGCUUCAUGUGCCUAAUGUGAAUUCGUAGUCUGCAUUUGAUUUGUAUUUCACCCUGUGUGACAUUUGUGAAAUAACUUGGACAGAAACGCAUUGCUUGUAAAGUAAUCUGUAAAGUAUUGUAAUACUAUUGUUCAUUGUGCGCUCUGUUCAAUAUAAAACACCUG
This is a messenger RNA of Anguilla rostrata (American eel), 1129 nucleotides long. Its product is annotated as olfactory receptor 52P1-like. The record is from RefSeq and is a predicted model, not a curated record. Gene Ontology annotation, biological process: G protein-coupled receptor signaling pathway; detection of chemical stimulus involved in sensory perception of smell. Bases 16 to 945 code for a protein of 309 amino acids. NCBI's taxonomy places the organism in Eukaryota, Metazoa, Chordata, Actinopteri, Anguilliformes, Anguillidae. The transcript has a single exon. Gene Ontology annotation, cellular component: membrane. Gene Ontology annotation, molecular function: odorant binding; olfactory receptor activity; G protein-coupled receptor activity.